AUGGCACGGUAUCAGUCGGUCGGAAUGUUUACUCAAGCUUUGUCGCUGGUGGCAUUUUCAGCUAUCACAGUCUCCGGGAGGUUUGUAUCCACUGGGGCUUCGGUUCAGCUCAACGACGUCCACUACUUCAUCCCUCCAUUCUCACAGGGGCAGAUAUACGACCCCCUUGAAUUGAGGAAGUACUCGAAUGCCAGUACAUUUGUACCUGUGAGCAUUGUUGCUCAGCCAUGUACGGAAGACGAGUUGCACGAUCUUUUCGCCAACUGGACCUCUCAGGACGAUGUGUGGCAACCGGGCUUCCUCGAAACGGUAUUUCUUGCUACUUCUGAUGAUUCAGGUAGCCCCAUGCAGAAAAUCUACUUGGGAGACACUGCAUCCACUGUUCUGCGGUUGCAAGAACCUAGCACUCCCUCGGGUCCAUACUUUCUUGCGCCGUGGACGGGGGAAAUUUAUCAGGCAUACCGCCUGUAUGAAGACUUUGCGGGUGCAUUUACCCAAUCUCUCCUCCAGGGGCCCGACAAAACUUUCCAAACGCUUUCAGCCCAGGUCCCUUCGUCAGGUUCUCUGACUAUUGGCGUUCCGUCUAGACUAUACUUCACACCAAGCAAAAAACAGCCGUUGGCAGGGAUUCGGAUAGGAGUCAAGGACAUCUACGCCUUGGCUGGCACUAAAAGAUCCAAUGGAAAUCGAGCUUGGUACAGCCUUUACCCACCUGCCAAUGAGACAGGCACAGCGAUGCAGAAUCUUCUCGAUGCCGGUGCAGUUAUAGUGGGCUUGCAGAAGCCGUCGCAGUUUGCCAAUGGCGAGACGGCAACAGCGGACUGGGUGGACUUUCAUGCGCCAUUCAAUCCCCGGGGCGAUGGCUACCAAGAUCCUUCUUCGUCAUCUGCCGGUGCGGGUGCAUCGGUCGCCUCUUAUGAGUGGUUGGACCUUGCCGUCGGGAGCGACACGGGUGGUUCUAUCCGUGGCCCUGCUGGAGCUCAAGGUCUCUUUGGCAACCGCCCGACCCAUGGCCUUGUGAGCCUUGACAAUGUCAUGCCCCUUAGUCCGAGACUGGAUACGGCAGGGUUCUUGACUCGGGAUCCAAAACUUUGGGAUACUGCUAAUGCCGCGUUGUACGCGAGCAACUACACCUCCUUUGCAGACAAGAGUCCGAAAUAUCCCCAGAAACUGUACCUGCUGGACUUUCCGACGACGAACGAUUCUACUGCACGGAUGAGACGGAAAUUUGCAUCUGAUUUGGCGUCUUUCCUGAACACAACCACUUCAACCUUGGAAUUGGAAAAGGAAUGGGCCGCGUCGGGACCUGCAUCGUUGAGAGCACACAACAUUUCCGAGGUCCUGAAUCUCACGUACACUACGCUCAUUACUAAACAACAAACGAAACUCCUCCGCGAUCCGUUCUACGAAGACUAUUCAGCCGUUCACGACGGUCGCCGCCCAUUCAUUGACCCCAUCCCUCUUACCCGCUGGGGCUGGGCAGACACGCAGCCUGAUUCUAUUCUCGAUGACGCGAUAGCAAACAAGACUCGUUUCAUGAACUGGUUCAACGAGAAAAUCCUGCCGCCGGUCGAUGAUCCCCUGACCUGUUCGUCUGGUUUUCUGUUGCACACCGUCAGCACCGGGUAUGCUCAUAGCCGGAACGAAUAUUUGAGCCCGUCUGGACCGCCAUUUGGGUUUUCAAACAGUGCCAUUUCCGGGAUGACAGAAAAUCCUGACAGUGUCUUUCCCCUCGGCCAGGUCUCGUCUUUUAGUCCCAUCACAAACCAUACCGAGCUUCUCCCAGUCACCGUUGAUGUCAUUGCCGCGAGGGGGUGUGAUGGAUUAAUUGCCAAAUUGGCGCGUGAUCUAGUCGAUGCUGGGAUCUUGGUGGCUCCGCGGACAGGUUCGGGGCUUAACGGCGGGACGAUUCUACUACGGAGAGAUGAAGAGGAGUGA
Penicillium chermesinum is the source of this 1938-nucleotide messenger RNA. RefSeq lists its product as uncharacterized. NCBI's taxonomy places the organism in Eukaryota, Fungi, Ascomycota, Eurotiomycetes, Eurotiales, Aspergillaceae. The record is from RefSeq and is a predicted model, not a curated record. The transcript has 2 exons. Bases 1 to 1938 code for a protein of 645 amino acids.